UUGUGUUUUGAUGUAGCGCGUGUGCUGCGUCUUAAAGCCAGCCAACACUCCCGCUUCAGGACAACAGAACUCAACACACAGACCUGACCACAUCUCCUCUCAAGACUCUGAGAACAACUUCAACAUGGUGAAGGAGAAUGCCGACGGGAACUCUGGUGUUUCAUCGGAGAUGUCACACAAGUGCGGCCGGCUCUGCCUCGGCCCUUUGACCUUCCACAGUGAGGCGGUGGGAGACAGGGUCUCCCUGAGCCAUGGGUGUCGACUCGCAGAGAGGACGGGGGACACCUUCAAAAAUGGCCUGUUGUUCAGCAGCCGCCCCGUGAAGCCCCAGGAGAAGAUUCGUCUGCGGGUGGAGAGAGAGUCGUUCUUGUGGCAUGGAGCUCUGCGCGUGGGCUUCACAAACGUGCCGCCCUCAGCCAGAGCUCGGCCUCUGCCCUGCAUGGCCAUCCCCAACCUCAGUGACAGCCCCGGACACUGGGCGGCUCCUGUGCACGAAUCCUACUGCCAGGCAGGUUCAGAGCUGGAGUUCUGGGUUUCAUGUGGUGGCACCAUAUAUGUGACAAGCAACAACAGCCGGCAGCAAAAACUGCUAACAGGGGUGGACCUCAGCCUGCCCCUGUGGGUCAUGAUAGACAUCUAUGGACAGACAUGCUCCAUUUUCCUCCUGGGCUCAGAGAAAAAAGGGAAGAUUACCACUUCCAGAUCGUGUCCUGCUCCUGAACACCUCCCAUCGCCUCAUAUUGUCAACCUCAAAAACGCGAUUUCCGGUGUCUCGAGCCCCUGCGGAAACAGUGAUGAAUACAUCUGCUGUCCUGACAUGGAAGUCGCAGCAGGUGAAAGCUGUGUGGUGUGCAUGGGAAGCAAGGCCACAAUCACUCUGCCCUGUGGCCACCGGUGUUUGUGUGCACGAUGCCACCCCAAGGUCUGCCAGCAGUUCGGCACCUGCCCGCUGUGUCGACAUGUGAUCAGUGCUCCGGUGGAGGAGAGGUCUGUGUCUGGGGCAGCUCCAAGACGCCAGCAAGCUCUCCAGUAAUGGAGAACGAACUAUGAAUGGCACCUACUCAAUGUGUCUCCUUGUGGCUCAGUGGAUUGGGAGGUUUGCUGUGGCCAGUGUCAUAUUUUUCUGAUGUAAAAUAUAUCUCUCAUGUUAAUAAUGUGUAUAAAUGUAAUAUGUGAAUGCUUUACUGAAGUGUUUAUGUGAUGAUACUGAUCAUGUAAAAGAAACUUGAAAAAUUGCAUAAUUAUGUUGUGAUAUCUUUUGUCAAAUAAGGUAAAAACUCAAGCAUAAAACCUUUUGAUGAGAACUGCUAUCUAUGACUUAACAGAAUUUCUCAAUCACAGCAAAAGGUGUAAUGUAAUCUAUAAUUUAACAAUAAUAUACAGUAGGAUUUCCUCUGAUCGAGGAUGUAAAUCUUAAAUUCAUCUUUAUUUAUGUAAAGUUAAGGCUUGUCUGAAAGUUAUAAAUGUGCUUGUAAAAAUAUGAAAUAAAUGUUAUUUUAAAUAUGA
Messenger RNA from Scophthalmus maximus (turbot), 1506 nucleotides. Its product is annotated as E3 ubiquitin-protein ligase NEURL3. NCBI's taxonomy places the organism in Eukaryota, Metazoa, Chordata, Actinopteri, Pleuronectiformes, Scophthalmidae. Gene Ontology annotation, molecular function: ubiquitin protein ligase activity. The record is from RefSeq and is a predicted model, not a curated record. The transcript has 4 exons. The coding region runs from base 125 to 1033 and encodes 302 amino acids.